This is a messenger RNA of Penicillium canescens, 354 nucleotides long. RefSeq lists its product as uncharacterized. The coding region runs from base 1 to 354 and encodes 117 amino acids. The transcript has a single exon. The record is from RefSeq and is a predicted model, not a curated record. Gene Ontology annotation, cellular component: Golgi membrane. NCBI's taxonomy places the organism in Eukaryota, Fungi, Ascomycota, Eurotiomycetes, Eurotiales, Aspergillaceae. Gene Ontology annotation, molecular function: glycosyltransferase activity. Gene Ontology annotation, biological process: GPI anchor biosynthetic process.
AUGCUCCCGAUGCCUGCCGGAGUGCACGCGAUGCCCAAGUUCGGCUGCUGCUCUCAGGGGUUCGUCUUUUCACAGGCCCGCAUCGGAGAUUUGGUAUCCUGGUACGAGUCUAAGAGAAUUGGGUACGUCGACAUGCUUACGGAAAGCUACUCUGAUGAGAACAAAGAGAUACGUUGGGCAUUGACUCCUAGUGUACUGCAGCAUGUUGGGAGCAAGAGUUCGAAGAAGAAUUUGCCGGGGGAACACAAACACCGACUGACGGGUUACGAAACAAACUGGAAUUUCAUGUUUGAAGAGAAUGAUAUUGAGCAGUUACGCUGGGAACAUAAACAGCAGACUGAAGCAGAGGUAUAA